AUGUUCAACUUCUUCAAGAGCAAAAAGGAGAUCCUUCUCAGCGAGAUGCAUGACAUUUAUCAUGGCAUUAAUGCUGCAGGUAAAGGCCGCAAGUCAUAUGCUCAGAGUUGGAACGAUUUUGCUAAGUUUGCCAAGGCUAUGAUAUUAACACAGAACCCAGAUGUCACUGAACAGAUGGAUCGUUUAGUAGAUCUUUGCGCUAAGUAUGGUGAAUCCCAAUCCCGCCUCGCCGAAGCCGAAAUCCGUAACUCCGAAGAUUUCCGCGAUGUUGCCGAAAGAUUUACAGUUGUAUACAGAGCUAACAACGAAUACAUCGACCAGAAGAGGAAAUUCCGUGAGCUCGAGGAAGCUCUUAAGAAUGCCAUCAAAAAGAAUGAAGAAGAAUCUCAGAAGUCAAACUACGCCAAGAACCAGGCCAAGUUAGAGGCAAAUAUUAAGAAGCUCAGAACAGAGAAGAAAGAAGCAUACGAACUUACAAAACAAAAACUCCGUGAUCUUAUCGACACACGUAACAAAUACAACGCUUUCAAGAUCCGCCGCUUCUGCCACGGCUGGUCAUUACUCGGAGAGGCCCUCAAGGCUGAAGGACAAACAAUGUCUCAGGUUCUUGACCAAAUUUCUGAAUGCCUUUCAAGCCUUUCCCUUUCAAAGGAGGCUGCCGCUGAAGUUCAACAGGCUGUCCAGGAUCAGGUCGCUGCUGCCCCUGCUACAAACUAUGCUGAACAACCAGUCGAAUCCAAUCCAUCAUUUGGUGGAUACGAUUAA
Trichomonas vaginalis G3 is the source of this 765-nucleotide messenger RNA. RefSeq lists its product as uncharacterized. The record is from RefSeq and is a predicted model, not a curated record. Bases 1 to 765 code for a protein of 254 amino acids. Lineage: Eukaryota; Parabasalia; Trichomonadida; Trichomonadidae. The transcript has a single exon.